UGACCACAGUACUUCAUUCAUACUUGCUAGCAACCCACCAGUUUCAAACUCACAGCCGUGUCGGUCAGACGUUCCACCAUCAAAAUGAGUUUCGCUACAAUAGCAUAUCGAUAUGUUCUCACAUAUUUCUUAAGUUUGUUAUACACCGCACUUGCGUUGAUUGGACUUAGUUUUAACUAUGUGAAGAAAGUGAUUACUGAUCCCGGAUAUAAGAACCUCAAGUUGUUACGACCCAACUGCCUGGUAGACCCGAAAUAUGGAGUUCAUAAAUAUAUCAAAGUUAAUAAUGUAAAACUACAUUACGUGGAGAGCGGCGAUCCCUCAAAGCCGCUUAUGCUAUUUCUGCAUGGAUUUCCAGAAUUUUGGUACUCCUGGCGGCAUCAGAUCCUUGAAUUUCAGAAGGAUUAUUGGUGUAUAGCAGUCGAUAUGCGAGGAUAUGGAGACUCUGAGCGGCCUGAAGCUGUUUCAGCGUAUAAAAUAGAUGUCCUUGUUGAAGAUGUACGUGAUCUCGUCCGUCAGCUAGGUCGCGAGAAUUUUAUCCUAGUAGCCCACGACUGGGGCGGUGUCAUAGCUUGCAAAUUCCGGGAGGUUUAUCCUAAAUUACUAAGUGCAGUUAUAGUAAUAGCUAGUAUGUCAUUAGAGAGUUUUAUAUACAGCAUAUUCAAUGAUAGCAAGCAGAGGAAAUUGUCGUGGUACGUGUUCUUCUUCCAAAUGCCGGCAAUUCCCGAGCAGUUCCUGGAGAUGAACCAUCUUCAGGUGUUCGACAAAAUGAUGAUGGUACCUGGAAAGGACACCGUUAGCGCCGAAGACUUAGAAGCGUAUAAAUAUUGGUUCGGAAAACAAUUCGCCUUCACGCCUCCAAUCAACUACUACCGAGCCAACUUCAGAUUCGACGUGUUGGAUCCACAAAAGCGCUUUACCGACAAAGUACCCAUGCUCGUGGUUCGUGCCGCCGAUGACAUUGCUAUAGGCCCUCAACCCAUGGAAUACAUGAAACAAGUCUAUGAACAUUUAGACACCCUGGUCGUCCAAGGCUGUGGCCAUUUCAUGCAGCAAGAAGAACCGGCUGAAGUCAACAACAUAAUAAGAGAAUUCCUCGCGAAGCAGAAGCCAUAAUUUUGUAGAUACCUAUUUAAGUCUCAGAGAUUUAAACUAUGGAGUGCAAUAUGAAUGUGAAAUUAUUAAUGCUUAUUGUAAUGUAAGAAUAUUUUCUGUUUCGCUUCAAAAUAAUUUAAUAUAUAAAUAAUUUUUCAAACCAACGAAGCCAUGUAGUCUAUAUUUAAUAUAGUUCGCUAUGAGCUACCUACUCAAAUUUCUGUAACAUUUUGAAUGUUUGUUGAAAAUCUGAGUCUUAACAUUCGAUUUUCUAUAUUUGUACACGUGCAACCCUAAUAUUUGUAUACCUUUAAUCAGAAGAAUUUAUUCGAGCAAAUUAUAUUAAUGAGCAAGCUAAAAUAAUAAAUAUAGUAACAAAGAUAGUAAAUAUUUUUGCGCCAUGCACUUACAGCAAAGCAAAAAUACACCUGAUCGAAAAUAAAUAGCUUCUUAAUAAUAGAAAAUAAAUUGUUGGUAUACAAGCCAUAUAAUAUUGGCAGAAGCAAAGUAAGAAUUUUCAAUUGAUUGCAUAUUGUGCUAUUUGGCGUUAUACAGAAGAUAUUUACGGGCAGUUUUGACUUUUGGCACAAUGCAAAGAAACUAGUCAUUGUUAAGCAAUUAAGUAAGUUUAUACAGUGUUCGUCUUACGUCUUCCAUCUAUUUCAGGGUUUUUGUUACAUUGGUUAGCUUUUAAGUUUACAUCAGAAAAUAAAUAAAAUAGUUUUAAAAUGA
This is a messenger RNA of Amyelois transitella, 1827 nucleotides long. RefSeq names its product epoxide hydrolase 1. NCBI's taxonomy places the organism in Eukaryota, Metazoa, Arthropoda, Insecta, Lepidoptera, Pyralidae. Bases 85 to 1116 code for a protein of 343 amino acids. The record is from RefSeq and is a predicted model, not a curated record. Gene Ontology annotation, molecular function: hydrolase activity. The transcript is spliced from 6 exons.